Peromyscus maniculatus bairdii (prairie deer mouse) is the source of this 1706-nucleotide messenger RNA. The record is from RefSeq and is a predicted model, not a curated record. NCBI's taxonomy places the organism in Eukaryota, Metazoa, Chordata, Mammalia, Rodentia, Cricetidae.
CUAGUGGUAGCUAGGCGCCCGGGGCGGGAAGGAAAUGCGCCGGCUGGAGUAUGCUACGUCCGCAGCUCCCUCCUCCUCGCUACCGGAACUGUGGCAGCAAUCCUAGCUAACUGCUCAGAUUUUGUUUCUUUUUCCUUUCCUCCGCUCUUCCCGGAAGGUGAAAGGUCCAAUCGUGGAUAGACUGACCUCCAGGACCCAAAAUCCACGGCCACAGGGGCGCCAUUGUUCUCCGGAUUCAUUUGUUAAAGCUCUUUUUGGGAGCCUUGGCUCUGAAGCGAGCUUCUCGGGGUUAGCGGGUGCCGCAACACAGCCUCUUAAUGCAGUGUGAAUCCAGUCCAAGGGAAGAGGAGAUCCCGUCCCUCUUUUGGGGUUUGGAUCCUGUGUUUCUAGCCUUUGCAAAACUCUACAUCAGGGAUAUCCUGGAGAUGAAGGAGUCCCACCAAAUAUCAGGUAUAUAUCUUUACAACGGGCACCCAAUAAGGCGAGUGGAUAUCAUGGGAACUGUCAUUAGCGUGAGAGAAAAGGAUGCUUUCUACAGCUAUGGAGUGGAUGAUGCCACUGGGGUUAUCAACUGCACCUGCUGGAAAAAGGGGAGCAAUACUGAGUCUUCGCCAGACCCCACUGCUCCAAGCACUGCAAGAGAGCUAAGCGUGACCUCACAGCUUAAGAAAUUGCAGGAGACCAUUGAGCAGAAAACCAAGAUAGAAAUUGGGGACGUUAUCCGCGUCAGAGGCUACGUGCACAUGUUCAGAGAAGAGCGAGAAAUCCGUGCCUCCAUGUAUUACAAGGUGGACGAUCCAGUGUGGAGCAUUCAAAUUGCAAGGAUGCUUGAGCUGCCCACGCUCUACGAGAGAGUAUAUGACCAGCCGUUCCGCAGCCCAGCCCUGAAGGACGAAGAGGCUCCGAGCAAUACAGACACUUUGGAUCUCGCCGGCCUCACCUCUUUGUUGAGUGAGAAAAUCAAAGAAUUCCUCCAGGAUAAGAAAGUGCAGACCUUCUACCAGCAGGAACUGGAAAUGGUGGAGUCUUUGCAGUCUCUGGCCAGCCAGCCUGUGCUUCACAGCGCCUGCUCAGACCAGGUGGAGGAAUCCAAGAACAGCACCACUUCCGACACAGUUCACAGUGUGUUUAAGAAUGCUAUACAGCUGCUGCGGGAAAAGGGACUCCUGUUCCAGAAAGAUGGUGGCGGUGAUAAGCUGUACUACGUGACCAACAAGGACAAAGACCUGCACCAAAAGAUCUACCAGAUCAUCAAGGAAGAGUGCCAGAAACCAACCCGGGAAAGUGCAUCAGCAUCUGAAAUUGGAACUGGUCCCAGUCUGGUGGCAGGUGCUGUGCUGGUCAUCCCAGAACACAGGAGGCUGAGGCUGACUGUGAGUUCAAGGCCACUCUAAGCCCUGUAGAGAGACUAAAAACAUGCACUAAAAACAACUAAGUGAACAGACAUUGAUAAAUUACCGGCUGAAAAGACUGAUCCACUGUUAGUUGCCACCAAUGAUGGAUGAGUCUGCCGCUCAGAGUUCACCGACACUGAUGACCCUGCGGUUUUCAUCCUUGUCCUCUGACAGGUACGAGCACUUGCUGGGUUUUUGUUGGCAUUUGUUUCUUGAAUAUGAGCAGAAUUGAGCAUCUAGAUGCUCAUCAUGGAUACCUUAGACAAGAUUCUGUUCUGGACUGCGGCCAUUUCUUCCGACAGGAGCUGAGAA